Humulus lupulus (European hop) is the source of this 1279-nucleotide messenger RNA. RefSeq names its product putative B3 domain-containing protein At5g66980. Bases 172 to 978 code for a protein of 268 amino acids. The record is from RefSeq and is a predicted model, not a curated record. The transcript is spliced from 5 exons. NCBI's taxonomy places the organism in Eukaryota, Viridiplantae, Streptophyta, Magnoliopsida, Rosales, Cannabaceae. Gene Ontology annotation, molecular function: DNA binding.
AUCUUUUAUUGGAUAAAUAUGCCUCAGUUUUGAAAACACUGCAUGUCCUCAUCUUCCCUAACCUCACUGCAAUCUCUCUCUUCUUCGACUUUUCGUCUUUGACGCCAUCUCACUCUCUGCCGACUCUCCCUUCUCUCAAUCUUUCAUCAAAGAGUGAAAGAAGGGCCAACAAUGGCAGGUGUCUCUUUCUCAGAUGACAAAUUUCCCCAGUUUUUCAAAGUCUUCAUCCCCAAAUUCAGUUCUAACCAUAUGCUGAUACCACCAGCUUUUGUUGGGAGAUUCAUUUCAAGAGUUCCAAAGAGAGUAGUGAUAAAAGACAAUAGUGGGAAAUGUUGGGUAGUAGCUUUGGUGACUGUUGAAAAAGAUUUGUACUUUGAGAAUGGUUGGGAAAUGUUUGUUAGAGACCAAUUGCUCAAGUUUGGGGACUUUCUUGUGUUCAGAUACCAUGGGAAUUCUUUGUUUGAGGUUGAGAUUUUUGGUGGAGAUGGAUGCAAGAAGGAAAUUGUUGUGGCUUCUCCACAAGUGAAAGUGAUGGUCAAAGAGGAAGAAGAUACACUCAAGAAGAAGGUGCCUUCUUCACAUGCUUACAACCAUGCCCACAUUGAGGAGAUUGGCCUUGAUGGAUCAACAAAAAAAUCAAGUUCACCUACAAAACAUGGUCAACUGAAGAAGAAUCCUUGUUUUGUGGUGACUCUUGAACAUUCAAAAUGCCAAGUAUUCAUGAUUUGCAUUCCUCAAUCAGUGCACAAAGGGGUCAAAUUUGAGCCUGAUAUGAAGCUUCAAUAUCAUAACAGCAAAUUAUGGCCUGUGAAGAUCUCGACCUGGAAAGAUGGCCGCUGUUUUAUAUCAUCUGGUUGGAAAAAAUUUCGACAGGAGAACGAUUUAAAAGCAAACGACAAAUGUAAAUUCGAGCUUGUUCUUGGCGAAGGAAAUGUGUGCAAAGAAAUCAAAGUUACCUGCCAGUCAAAAGUGCAGUAACACGAGCCCUAAAGGGUCAAAAGAACAAGAAAAGGAAGCCAUGAACCACUACUCAUUCAAGGCUCCAGAAUUAACGGCCAAAAACUCUUUUCAGACCUUGUGGUGUUAUUCAUAGAAUCAUGUAACCUAUGUAAUAGGAAUAUCAAGUAUGUUAGUUUAUUUCUUAUUAGAUUCAGACCUGUGAGUUUGUGAUGUAGUUGUGGUAACUGUGUUUAGAGAUGUGUGUAAGAUAGUGACUUAAGACUUGUGUUUCCUAACUUCAAUAUAAAUAGACUUCAUUUUAUUACCUUUAUCACAUCAA